Messenger RNA from Magnusiomyces paraingens, 447 nucleotides. RefSeq lists its product as uncharacterized. The transcript is spliced from 5 exons. Gene Ontology annotation, biological process: vesicle-mediated transport. NCBI's taxonomy places the organism in Eukaryota, Fungi, Ascomycota, Dipodascomycetes, Dipodascales, Dipodascaceae. The coding region runs from base 1 to 447 and encodes 148 amino acids. The record is from RefSeq and is a predicted model, not a curated record. Gene Ontology annotation, cellular component: Golgi membrane.
AUGACUCUUAAAGAAGAACUACAGACGCGAAAUUUCAGUAUCUAUGGCCAAUGGAUUGCCAUUAUCAAUAUUAUCUUGUGCAUUGCGCUGGGGAUUGCCAAUAUUUUCCAUGUCAACUGGGUCAUUGCCUUUUCAAUUGUGGCCAUAGUUCAAGGUCUUGUGGUCAUAUUUGUGGAAAUUCCUUUCCUUUUAAAGAUUUGUCCCCUGACAGAUCGAUUCAUCAAUUUUAUAAAAGGCUUUAACCAAAACUUGCCUCGAGCUGGUUUCUACCUUUUAAUGGCAGCUAUUCAGUAUGUGUCGUGUGCUGCUAUGGUCACAUCGUUACUGGCGAUUGCAAUCAUGUUUACGUUGGCGAGUUUAUGUUACGGUUUGGCAGCAAUUAAGGGCCAAGAGUUUAUGACUAGUUCGACUUUGGGAGGUGCCGGUAUUGCUCGUCAAAUCUUGUAA